Molecule: messenger RNA, 1902 nt
Organism: Rhinocladiella mackenziei CBS 650.93
Lineage: Eukaryota; Fungi; Ascomycota; Eurotiomycetes; Chaetothyriales; Herpotrichiellaceae
Exons: 5
Coding region: 1-1902 (633 amino acids)
Biological process (GO): retrograde transport, endosome to Golgi
Molecular function (GO): phosphatidylinositol binding
Source: RefSeq, a predicted model, not a curated record
AUGUGGCAAGACGACGAGGACAACAACCCAUAUGGGUCCUUCAACAACCAGGACUCUUCCAUCGACCACGCCAACCCAGCUCUAACCAUCUCUUAUUCAAAUCAAAUCUCCACUCCCCCGUCUUCACAGUCCUCUCCAAACCAGCCGCCUCAACUCCGAUCCGGACCAAAUACCGUAAGCGAUGACGAUGACGAAUAUAAUACAAAUCCCGAGUCAGCGCAUACCCCACCGAAGGGUGGCUACGAUAGCAGAGUGCAACAGAUCCUCUACGAAACUCCCGAUUUGGAGAUCGUUAUAACUGAUGCUGGCAAGAGUUCAGAUGGAGGCUAUAUUGUAUACAAGAUUCGGACCGGAGAUAUCGAGGCCGCGAGAAGAUAUUCAGAAUUUAGCUCCCUCCGUGCUGCUCUUGUCAACCUUCAUCCCACGUUGGUCAUUCCUCCCAUACCUGAAAAGCAUACCAUGGCGGACUAUGCAGCAAAGCCUACCAAAGCCAAGGAAGAUGUCGGCAUCAUUGAUCUACGGAAGCGCAUGCUAGGGGUAUUCUUGAAUCGCUGCCGGAGGAUGAAAGAGGUGGUUGAGGAUGGUGUAUGGUGGAGGUUUCUGGAUCCCAAUUCCAGCUGGAACGAAGUCUUACAUGCUCAUCCGAUUUCUUCAAUACCCAAAAAUAACUUAAAAGCCCCGCCUCUGGAUCCUGCGAACCCGACGCCUGCUCACAGCUGGUUACCUAUACCUUCGUCCUCUGCUAAAAUCAAACCGGCUGGCCCAACGUCAGGCAGUGGAAUACCAGUUGCUCCUCCAGAUCAAACGUUUCCCUCUGCUGCAGCCCACACAACACCCGGUCCGCAGAUCUACGGACGUUUCCCCAUUCAUUCUGAAAAACUGAGCGAAACGGACCUUGAUCCUUACUUCGUCAACUUCGAAUCCUCCACCCGUGAGCUUGAGUUGCUGCUGCAAGGCAGCAUCGAAAAGGUAAAUCGUCGCACUCUAGAGCAUCUCACCAAGCUUUCCGCGGAUCUUGCAGAGUUGGGAGCUCGGUACAAUGGCUUUUCGCUCUCCGAGCAAUCACCCACUGUAGCAGCAGCAAUUGAGAGAAUAGGGCAGGCUGUCGACAGUACGUAUAUAUCAACCGAGGAGCUUUCCCUGAGUUUGGGCGCCACAUUUGCGGAGCCUAUGCGGGAGAGUGCACAGUUUGCUGGUGUCGUUCGCAACGUGCUGAGAUACCGAGUGCUCAAACGAGUUCAACAGGACAUGACACGCGAUGACCUAGAAAAGAAGCGGAACCUUCUGGAUUCCUUGGAGCGCAGUGAAUUAGAAGCAAAAAGAAUCGAUGCCUAUUUGGCCAGUAGCACGACAUUCUCAAGUCCACCGCGCAGGUCCAUGUCCAACUCUUCGGCACAAAGUCCUCCUGAGCGGCAAAGAAGAGAUGGUCAUGAAGAGACCGAGUCUGUCGACUCCGAUUUCCCACCCACACAUGGCGAAUCCCCCCAGUCGCCUCCUUCGGCGGCACAAGGCCAGCCGAACCCACAAACCGGCCCAGCUUCUCCCACUUCUCACAAGAAAUCUCCAAGCGGCAAUUUUGUGACGAGCCGGAUAUUUGGCAGUUUCAGACAUGCCGUCAAUGGCUUCGUUGACGUGGACCCGGAAAGAACAAGACGGGAUCAAAUUGGAAAAACAAGAGAGAGUUUGACACAACUUGAGCAAGCCCUUGAGGUGUCCGAGAAAGAUGUCAAGGCCGCCACCCAAGGCGUCAUGCGAGACUUGAAGAGAUUUCAGAAGGAAAAGGAAGAUGAUCUUCAACGAUACAUGGUCGCUUACGCCAGAUGCCAUAUCGAAUGGGCGAGGAAAAAUUUGGAAACUUGGUCAGAGGCGAGGGAUGAGGUUGACAAGAUCGUUGCGAGAUAA